GAUAUAAGAACAACGAUGAACACUUUGACUCUCCACAGUCAUUUCCAACUAAACUAUCAUCAAGUUCAAGGACAUACAUCUUCUGAAAGAGAAACAUCGAAAGCUGUGCUACAGAGACCUUUUGAGGGUCAGGAGCUCAAUGUAACAAAAGGGUCCAAUAAACCAGGACUGGCUGUUCUCAUAGGUGUGAUUUUUAUCAGCGGAGUAUCAUUCUGCAAAUCCAUUGUGAUAAACAGCUUUUUCUGUGAUCAUGGAGCUGUACUACUUUUGGCAUGCGAUGACAACCCUCCAAGUGCUGUGAUGAACUGGACGCAUCCUGUUACAAUUCUGUGGUUACCGGUACUUUUUAUCACAGGUACAUAUAUCUGUAUAGCCAGAGCAUUAUUUAAAAUUUCAGAAACUUCUGAGCGCCUCAAAGCCAUGAAGACCUGCACCUCUCAUUUGAUCUUGGUGGGUGUGUUUUAUCUUCCUAUAUGUAUCACCUAUGCAAUGGGCUCAGCCAUUCAACUGAACGCCUGGAUAGUAAACAUGUCUCUGACGACUGUCUUGCCACCAAUGCUGAAUCCAAUCAUUUACUCUCUGAAGACAGAGGAAUUCACAGAAUCCAUUAAAAAGCUGUACAGAAGAAACAAGAUACACUUCGUUGUGAGGAACAAAUGAAUAAAUGUUUUAAUCACAAAUGACUGACUAGCAA
Molecule: messenger RNA, 694 nt
Organism: Anguilla anguilla (European eel)
Lineage: Eukaryota; Metazoa; Chordata; Actinopteri; Anguilliformes; Anguillidae
Product: olfactory receptor 6B3-like
Exons: 3
Coding region: 16-660 (214 amino acids)
Biological process (GO): G protein-coupled receptor signaling pathway
Cellular component (GO): membrane
Molecular function (GO): olfactory receptor activity
Source: RefSeq, a predicted model, not a curated record